UCGAGAAAGGAAGGGAAAAAGGAAACAAGGGAACCCUCUCUCUCUCUCUCUCUGGGCGAGUUCAUUGGUUCUCUUCUCCAUUCUCUAUCUUCAUCGAGAAUCGAAUCCAUCUCUCAUGGUGACAAUCGGGAUCGAAGCCUGCUUGAAUCUCUUGGUCGAUCACGGGCUUUGAUAUUCUCUGCCGAUUUUACCGCGAUCCUUAUAAGGAGAUGAACGGGAAAGCAACAGAGGAAGCUGGGUCAUCGGUGGGGCCGGGAGAGGCGCCGGUGCCGCUUGAAUGGAAGUUCUCGCAGGUUUUUGGUGAGCGGGCUUCUGGAGAGGAAGUCCAGGAAGUUGACAUCAUCUCCACAAUAGAAUUUGAUAAAUCUGGUGAUUAUCUUGCCACUGGAGAUAGAGGAGGGCGUGUUGUUUUAUUUGAAAGGACAGAUGUUAAGGAUCAUGAAGAUCGAAGGGCUUUAGAGAGGUUAGAUUCCCCAGUUGGCAGGCAUCCUGAGUUCCGUUAUAAAACUGAAUUCCAAAGCCAUGAACCUGAGUUUGAUUACCUUAAAAGCUUGGAAAUAGAAGAGAAGAUCAACAAAAUUAGAUGGUGUCAAACUGUCAACGGGAUCCUGAUUCUUCUUUCAACUAACGACAAAACAAUCAAGUUCUGGAAGGUUCUAGAAAAGAAAGUGAAAAGGAUUUCUGGGACAAAUUUGGGACCUUCAGAACAUGUAGGCGAUGGUUUUCUGGCUACUUCAAGUACAGUUAGCUCUAGAGUACACAUGCCGAAUGGUGGAUCCUCAGAGAGGCGGCACAGUUAUCUGAGCAAUGACUUCUCAUUUCCUCCUGGAGGAUUUCCAUCUCUACGAUUGCCCAUGGUUUCUAUCUAUGACACAAGCCCUUUGGCUAGAUGUCGCAGAAUAUAUGCUCAUGCUCAUGAUUACCAUAUCAAUUCCAUUUCAAAUAACAGUGAUGGAGAGACUUUUGUAUCAGCUGAUGAUUUGAGAAUAAAUCUUUGGAAUUUGGAAAUUAGCAACCAAAGUUUCAAUAUUGUUGAUGUGAAACCUGCAAAUAUGGAAGAUUUAACAGAGGUGAUAACAUCUGCUGAGUUCCAUCCUACCCAUUGCAAUACAUUAGCGUAUAGCAGCUCAAGAGGUUUUAUCCGGCUUAUUGAUUUGAGGCAGUCGGCAUUAUGUGAUAAUCAUUCUCAGUUGUUUAAGGGUCAGGAUGCACCUAGCACAAAAUCUUUCUUCACUGAUAUUAUUGCUUCAAUAUCAGAUAUUAAGUUUGCAAAGGAUGGAAGGCACAUCCUGAGUCGUGACUAUAUGACUCUUAAGUUAUGGGACAUAAACAUGGAUGCAGGUCCUGUUGCAACUUUCCAGGUCCAUGAAUAUUUAAGGCCCAAGUUGUGUGAUUUAUAUGAAAACGACUCUAUUUUUGAUAAAUUUGAAUGUUGUCUGAGUGGCGAAGGACUACGGGUAGCAACAGGUUCAUACAGCAAUAUUUUUCGUGUGUUUGGCUGUGCUGCUGGGAGCAAUGAGGCAACAACUAUGGAAGCUACUAAAGCUCCGAUGAGUAGGAAGCAAGUGCAAAACUCUACCCGACCUACAAGAACUCUCAACAAUUCGGCACGGGCAGUAAGACGAGGAGCAGAAAACACGGCACUUGAAGCAAAUGGAAACACAUAUGACUUCUCAUCAAAGUUGCUCCAUUUAGCUUGGCAUCCAACCGAAAACUCUCUUGCCUGCGCCGCUGCUAACAGCUUGUACAUGUACUAUGCGUAAAGAUGUAGCAGGUUUCACUUACAACAUUUUUUUAAGGUUGCAUUUUGAGUAAAAAAGCAGUUGGCCUCUCCGGCGAACAGCAGAGAAAGCUCAAGAGAUGUUAUUUGGCAUACAAGUUACCGCUAUCCGGAGAAUUUGAGUUAUAAAUUCGUCUUUCGAUAACUGUCAAUUAGUUUUUUAGGUUCCCCUGUUGUAUCAGCUCUCUUGCACUUGCUGUGCAACUGAUCAAAAACUGUUAGCCAGUAAGUGAUGCAAGCAAAGAGAGGGGGAUUGUAUUGUCUGACUGAGAAUGAGGCUUGUGAAUAGUAUAAUUGUUAUUAUUUCUCUCUA
Dioscorea cayenensis subsp. rotundata (Guinea yam) is the source of this 2093-nucleotide messenger RNA. Its product is annotated as serine/threonine protein phosphatase 2A 55 kDa regulatory subunit B beta isoform-like. The coding region runs from base 210 to 1763 and encodes 517 amino acids. Gene Ontology annotation, biological process: peptidyl-serine dephosphorylation. The transcript has 14 exons. The record is from RefSeq and is a predicted model, not a curated record. Gene Ontology annotation, cellular component: protein phosphatase type 2A complex; cytosol. NCBI's taxonomy places the organism in Eukaryota, Viridiplantae, Streptophyta, Magnoliopsida, Dioscoreales, Dioscoreaceae. Gene Ontology annotation, molecular function: protein binding; protein phosphatase regulator activity.